This is a messenger RNA of Plasmopara halstedii, 240 nucleotides long. RefSeq lists its product as uncharacterized. The record is from RefSeq and is a predicted model, not a curated record. The coding region runs from base 1 to 240 and encodes 79 amino acids. The transcript has 3 exons. NCBI's taxonomy places the organism in Eukaryota, Oomycota, Peronosporomycetes, Peronosporales, Peronosporaceae.
AUGUACAUCGACGCUAACUAUGGUAGUGACAUCGCGGCACGUCGCUAUACGACUAGUGGCUUGGUCUUACUGGGCGGUUUGCCCAUUAUUCACAAGUCUAAGAAUCACGGUGAACGUCACACGCUAGCUGCUAUGGUGAUGACACGUUGCGUCAGACACCAGUCGCAUGCCAAAUACACUAACUUUGCCCAGGAUGAGGCCAAGUGUGGCGAUGUGGAUCGUGCUGAUAUGAAGAAUUAA